AUGAAAGCAACAAGUGGAGAUGACAGUGUUCAAUCAACUAAAGAACAACUUGUACUGAAAGCUACAGCUUAUAUCAGGGAAGUGCACGGCAGAUUCGAUGGAAAAAGUGAUACGUUUGCCAAGUUUCGAAUGCUAUUGAGAGGCUACAGGGAUAAACAAAUUGAAGUUGCGGAUCUUGCAGGGAGAAUUAUAGAGUUGUUUGAUGGGCAUCCUGACUUGAUUUUUAAGUUCAACUACUUCAUGCCUCGCCAAUACGACGAUCAUGACGAAGAAGAUGAUGAUGAUGAUGAAGACAAUGAUAGUGAGAGGACUCCUGAAGAAUAUCCUGUUGGAGAUCCAAAAGCCAUUGAAUUCCUGAACAAGGUGAAAAUGCGUUUUCGGAACGAUGAACAUAUCUAUAAAGCUUUCCUACAGAUUAUGAAUCAAAUUCAAGAUGGGUUCGCAGUACAAGAGCGCAAAGUCAAUGAGGUUGCAGCUCUUUUCCAAGGCCAUCCUGAUUUGUUUGAUGAGUUCAAUCGGACGGUAAUGGAUUCAAUAGAUUCCACUUCGGCUAAAGGUGAUUGCAGUGUGAAUCCUGAUAGAGAGAAUGUUGGUUUAGUUUAUGGAGAUAAUAAGAUGGAGGAAUCUAUGAAGUUGCCUUGUGAAAUUAGAAAAGACCCAAAAUCAGAGUUAUUGAAGGAAACUAAACAGCAGAAAGUAUUGGAGGAAACCAAACUGCAGAAAGUAUUGGAGGAAACCAAACUGCAGAAGCAUAUGGUAAAACCUGUUCAUGCGCUUGACCUUUCUAAAUGCCAGCAAGUUUCUCCCAGCUACUGGGUUUUGCAUGAGAAUUUUCCGAUGCCUUGGAUAAGCAACAGAUCGGAGAUUGGUGAUCAAGUUCUGAAUGAUAAGUUGGUAUGUGUGGCUCCAAGAAGGGGGAAUUCCUAUUCUAAACAAAUGCAUAGAACAAAGGAGGAGGAAAUCCUAUUGAGAUGCGAAGACGACAGAUUAGAGAUGGAUAUGUUGUUGGAGUAUGUAGCUUCAGCUUCUGAGAGGGUAAAGGACUUAUUGAUCGAAAUCGAUCAGAAUAAAAUCCAGACUACAACAAUGAAGAUUGAAGAUUACUUGACUGGUUUUGAUUUGAGAUGCAUAGAACGUUUGUAUGGUGAACGUGGCCUUGAUGUGGUGGAACUAUUGCAUAACAGUCCAGUUCCUGCAUUGCAGGUCAUCUCACCACGCCUCAUUCAGAAAAGAGAAGAGUUGAAAAUGUGUCUUUCGGAAUUUGACAAGGUUUGGAAUCAGGUGUACACCAAGAACCAAUUAAAAUUGCAGGACAAGCAACAUGAGUUGAAGAACCUGAGCACAGAACCUGUAGUGACUGAUUUCCAAGACAAUGAAGAGAAAGUGCCGAACAAAACUAAUGAGACAAUGCAUGAAGAGAUCAUGAAAAAUACUGGAAAUGAACAACCUGAUGACAAGAAGCAACAAGACUGA
This is a messenger RNA of Pistacia vera, 1473 nucleotides long. RefSeq names its product paired amphipathic helix protein Sin3-like 1. The record is from RefSeq and is a predicted model, not a curated record. Gene Ontology annotation, molecular function: transcription corepressor activity. Gene Ontology annotation, cellular component: histone deacetylase complex; chromatin. The coding region runs from base 1 to 1473 and encodes 490 amino acids. Gene Ontology annotation, biological process: negative regulation of transcription by RNA polymerase II. Lineage: Eukaryota; Viridiplantae; Streptophyta; Magnoliopsida; Sapindales; Anacardiaceae. The transcript has a single exon.